Molecule: messenger RNA, 1422 nt
Organism: Durusdinium trenchii
Lineage: Eukaryota; Dinophyceae; Suessiales; Symbiodiniaceae
Source: the annotation of a GenBank genome assembly
AGGUGAUCGAGCACGAAGGCCAUUUGGCACUUUGCUUCCAGCUUCAAAGAUGUGACUUGCGAUCAGCUUUGAAGCGUUGGGGUCAAGGAGCGGGUUUGCCUCUUGGGCUCGUGCGAAAUUAUGCUCGGAACAUGUUCUUGGCCUUGCGCGCUUUGAAACUGGUGAGCAUUGUACACAGUGACCUGAAGCCAGACAACCUUUUGGUGUCGAUGGACAAGAUGUCCGUCAAGCUGUCGGACUUUGGGUCAGCCAUGGAUGUGAAGGAUCGUCUCCGCGCAGAGAAGGCCUCUGAAUCCCUGCAGCCGCGCUUCUACCGGGCGCCUGAGGUGAUCUUGGGCUUGCCGUAUGACACGCAAAUCGAUGUGUGGAGUGCUGGCUGCACGGUGUUCGAAAUGGUCACAGGCAGAUUCCUUUUUGUUGGCCGUGACAACAACGAGAUGCUCUACCGAAUAAUGAAGCAGCUUGGAGCGUUCUCGCGGAAAUUCUGUGGAAGUGGCAAGCUGUCAGAGCGUCAUUUUCGGAGAGAGGAUGGGGCCUUCCGAUGCGGCGCUGAUGCCAGUGGCGAGCCGCUGAAGUUCAUUGGGCGCGAGGACUUCCCACGUCCUGCGAGGCCGAUCUAUGAAGAGCUGCAGGAACCUUUACAGCUCAAUGGAAAUGAAACUGGCCAAGUGGCGGCGAAAGCCUUGGUGGAGUUGAUCUUGGCGUGCGUGACACCUGACACUUGGAUCACAGAUCAGCAGUGCGAACUAACUUUUUCCGGAUUUCUGGGGUGUGCGGGGCGCCCGGGGCGUGGCAACCGUGGCUUUUUGCUUAAGGUGGGAGGUUGCGGUUCAGUUUCCGAAAGGCGAGCUCUUUUUGAAGGUGUUUGUGAACACAUCGGAUUCGCAACAGCUUUUUGACUCCUCAUAUUCAUCGACAAGUAAACAACUUCACAGACCGGCUUACUCAACAUUUCUACCCUGGCUCACUAAUUCGGUGCAAGAUAGUGAGAUGCAAUCGAAUGUUUACUGUUUCAUAUUCAUAUUCAUAUUAUUUCAUAUUCAUAUUAUUUCAUAUUCAUAUCAUUCUUUUUGUUUUUGCUUCGGCAGCCAGACAACAUGCUAGAACUGAUAAUGAUGUCCAGCAACGAGCCUAGAUAGUUUGACCUUUGUGUUUGGCUUAUCAUUUUCACACACACACACACGUCAUACUCGCGUGGAAAUGGGAUGUGGGUUUCUUUUGGGGUCUUUGAGUCUAGAGAGACUAGAGAGGGUUUCGCUUCAAGAAAUGAAAGGAUCCGGCACUCCGUGUGGAUCCCGAAGCCGCACUGAGCACUUGCUUUCUUCGGCCAUCGGGCAAUCGAGUCCAAUGAGAUUCGAGAGAAACGAUUGUCGCUUGUUCAAAACUGUGGGAGGCCAUGUUUUGGCUCCCCAUGUAAGGGCC